Molecule: messenger RNA, 1816 nt
Organism: Notolabrus celidotus (New Zealand spotty)
Lineage: Eukaryota; Metazoa; Chordata; Actinopteri; Labriformes; Labridae
Gene: rad9a
Product: RAD9 checkpoint clamp component A
Exons: 12
Coding region: 268-1452 (394 amino acids)
Biological process (GO): cellular response to ionizing radiation; DNA replication checkpoint signaling; mitotic intra-S DNA damage checkpoint signaling
Cellular component (GO): checkpoint clamp complex
Source: RefSeq, a predicted model, not a curated record
GUUAACACAGCGGAAGCGGGCAAUGGCGGCGUAAACAACGCAAAGAUCCCUGCAAACGACUGUUGUCUCUCUUGAACCACGAUGGAAAGUAAAGCUCAAAAUAAAUGUAUGACUAAAUAGAUCAUAUCUUCCGUACAAGUAGGAUUUAUCUGAAGUGUGUAACCAUCAACCCCCCCUGGUUCGCUUCUUGAAGGCGUUGAGCCGCUGGUUUCGGCUAACCUUUAGCCUUACUUUGGUUACUUCUAAAUAAGUUUUAAGAUCACAGAAAUGGACUGCGUGGUGACGGGAGGAAACGUGAAAGUGCUGGCCAAAGCCAUCCACUCUCUCUCCAGGAUCGGUGAUGAGCUGUACGUAGAGCCUCAGGAGGAUGGGCUGGCCCUGCGGUCUGUCAACUCAUCUCGGUCGGCAUAUGCUUGCUUCCUGUUUGCACCACUCUUCUUCAGCAGGUACACCAUCCCAAGUGGGCAUGCUUUCCGCUGCAAGAUGGCAAUAAAGAGUGUGCAGGCUGUAUUCAGGUCUCUGGCAACUCUGGAGAAGACAGUGGAAAAGUGUCACAUCCAGCUGCAUGAGCAGAAAAACCGCCUCACCUUCACCCUGCAUUGCAAACACGGCCUCCUGAAGACACAUAACCUGUCUUUCCAGGACAGUGAAAGCUUACAAGCAGUGUUUGAUAAGGACAGCUAUGCCAAUGAAUUAAGGUCCCAGCCCAGGCUGCUGGUGGAUACUGUCGUUCACUUUCCUCAGUCUGUGGAAGAGGUGACUGUGUCAGUGAGUGAUGAACGGAUGUGGAUUAGGAACCAUGUGGAGGAGGAAGCAGAGCAGUCCAGGGCCAUGCUGACGGAGCUGUGUCUGGCCUCAGAUGAGUUUGACCAUUUUGCCGUGAAAGCUCACAACAGCGUCACCUUUUGUCUGAAGGAGUUGCGGGGUUUGUUAGUGUUUGCAGAAUCGACUGGUCUACCUAUUUCUAUGUACUUUGAUGAGCCAGGCAGCCCUGUGGUGCUUUCAGUAACAGACAGCGUCCUGGAGGGGAACUUUGUGCUGGCGACACUUUCUGAGGACUCAAACCACCAUAAAAACAACACGCAACGCGCACGCACACCGCAGCCGCCCCCUCCUGAUGACUUCAUGAACGACGACAUGGACUCCUACAUUAUCGCCAUGGAUACCAGCAUGGCACCAGGGCCUUCGACUACAGGUCCACCUGCACAUCCCUUUGACGAUUCUACAUGUUCAAAACAGCCGACUGCAGCCAAUCAUAGGGCGAGGCAUCACAGUGAGGAGGAGGAGGAGGAGGAAGAUGAAACUGACGAUUUAGACAGACCGCCUAAUAAGAAGUUCUGUUCCCUGUUCUUUGGAUCGGUGCUCCCCCCGUCCUCUCAGAUGACGACUCAGCCAGUGUCCAGUCAGGAAGUGUUGGCCAGUGACAGCGAGGAUGACUCUCAAGCAGAGUGACGAUGAGUUGAAGGAUGAGAGGAGGGAGAUGGACUUGUAAAGUGUAUGAAUGUGUGUUUUGGAUUGCUUUUACACACCUACACCUUCUCCAGCACCGGAAAAGAAAAGGACUUCCUGAAACUUUAUUUUCCACCUUUACUGAGUGAAGAUAUCUUUCCUUUACAUGGUGAACAAUCAGAAGACAGUCUCCAGUACAGAACAGGAUCAACUCUGUUUGUUCCCACUUUUUAUUGAACUAUUAUGUCAAAGGUGGAUUAUGUGAAAUUGGAUGUGAAGCACUUCUUGUUUAUUUUGGUUCAGAGUAUAUGCAGAAGAGGUCAAGGUGAAAGGAAGCCUUCUCUAAAUAAAAGAGACAUAUUUUCAA